CAAUGCAGUGGGUGGAUGGCAAUCUUAAGGCUUCAUCUAAUAUCGAUAACCCUCAUAAAUUAUACCUCGUCGCUCCGCUCAACUUGGAGUAGACUGAAAGGUGAAGUGACUCGCCGGACUCCUCCGUUAAGAGAGAACUCUCGGAACCACCAUAUUGAUGGAGAUCGACACACAUGCGCCAACCUGCUGCUAUAUAUCCAUGCUAAGCUAACGCAGCUUGCAUCUAAGUGUUAAGAUUUGAAGAAGCUUUGGAGCUAUUUCUUCGCCCUAGUCAAGCCACUGCCAUAUCUGUGCUGCUCUUCCUUUUGAUCUCUUUGGUCACAUUAGAGUCGUUCUUGCACUGAUUAGAAUAUGAUUCUAUU
Molecule: messenger RNA, 362 nt
Organism: Daldinia caldariorum
Lineage: Eukaryota; Fungi; Ascomycota; Sordariomycetes; Xylariales; Hypoxylaceae
Exons: 1
Coding region: 16-234 (72 amino acids)
Source: RefSeq, a predicted model, not a curated record